UCCAUUCACUCGUGUGGGCAUAGACUACUUCGGGCCAUUCUUGGUUAAGAAGGCACGCAGUGAGCUCAAGAGGUAUGGAUGUUUAUUUACAUGUCUCACUACGAGAGCCAUCCACUUGGAAGUUGCGCACACCCUUGAUACCGACUCCUUCAUCAACGCCUUACAGCGAUUUAUCGCUAGAAGAGGUCCACCCAUGGAAAUUUGAUCGGAUAAUGGGACUAAUUUCGUCGGUGGAUUACGAGAGUUGCGGAAAGCCAUCAGUGAAUGGAAUCGGCAAAAGAUUUCUGAUUACCUGCUGCAGAACAACGUAAAAUGGAUCUUCAAUCCACCUGCCGCCUCCCACAUGGGUGGUGUUUGGGAGCGACAAAUUCGCACCGUUCGUUCCAUUCUAAACACUGUCCUAUUGCAGCAGGCACCAGAUGAUGAGGGUCUGACAACACUGUUUUGUUGCGUUGAGUCUAUUGUCAAUGGUAGACCAAUCACUAAACUCUCAGAAGACCCAUCAGAUCCUCUACCACUCACCCCAAAUCAUCUGUUGUUACUCCGUUCCGGUCCAACUCUACCUCCUGGAGCCUUCGUAAAACAAGACCUUUACCGACGCAGAUGGCGUCAGGUACAAUAUCUGGCAGAUGUCUUCUGGUGCAGAUGGCUCAAGGAGUAUUUACCUGCAUUGCAACAACGCCAAAAAUGGCUACAACCAAAGCGGAAUCUUCAAGUAGGAGAUCUCGUGAUCAUUCUGCAUGAAAAUACACCACGCAAUCAUUGGCCGCUAGGUCUGAUUACUCAAGUCUAUCCAGGUGCAGAUGGACUGGUGCGUACUGUGGAAGUGAAAACACAGGCAGGAGUCUUCAACCGUCCUGCAGACAAAAUCUGCCUCCUGGAAGCCAGUCUUCCCAGUUGACUCUUCUCAGUUAAAUUAGCUUAAUUGAGACAUCACCCUUCCUUUGUUUAAAUGACCUGUUUGGGUCAUUGGGGGCCGGGAUGUUGGGUGCUGCCCCUUUAAGAACGUGAUUUCAGUGGGCGCCCAUGGGAUUGCAAAAAAAAAAAAAAAAAAAAACACUGAUAGAGAAAAGUUGUUCAUCCAUGUUGUUCUCCUGUUUAAGCUUGCUGAACUUUUAUAACAAUUCCAGAUUUAAGCUAUAACUUAAACUAUAUAUUCCCAGCGUGUUUGACCGCACGUAUGCAUAUGUAUUCAAAUUCUAACUACAAGUAAACAACAACAACAACGACCAAAAUGUGUACGGUGUGAGUUCUGCACUAGUGGAAUAAAGGACAAAAUCAAGUUCCAAGUUAAUGUUAUCAUUUCAUGGGUAACAUGCACUUUCAACAAAUGCUGCAGAAGAAUUACUGUAACCAAAGUCAGUGGCCGGACACUAAUCAACUUAAUGGUUAAAUACAGACUUCAUCAACUUUUGUAUAUGUAUAUGAAAGAAAUAUAUCCAAACAGGUUUAAGUGAACAUGGUCAUGAUGUUUUUGGAGCUGUUUAAGCAUCCUCUGAUCGAGGCCAUAUGAAAACUGUUACACAGUAUUUGUCCUUGUGGGAUUUGUCAACCGCAUGUCCAUUCAGGUGCUGAUGUGCAGUCCUGAGAUGAUGAUGAUGCUCUUGAAGAACCAGUUUUGUUUUCCUGUAUUGGUUCUGAUUUAUUUUGGAAAAACAUUUCCAGUAAUGAGUUUCAGAGGUCGAGACGUCGGUUCAGAGAUGGAACAAGAAACCUAAACCUCAUUCAGGCUGUAAUAAAAUUGCAGAAGCGAGAGGAGAUUUAGCGCUUCUGCUGAAGACAACAGUUCUCGGGAGGAACAAGUAACAUUUAAAUCAUCAUUAUUCAUGUUAAAAGUGAAUCAUUGAAGGACAAUGGCGUCUGUUAAAGAGCUGCUCGUGAAAUCACUGAAGGAACUGGGAGAAGAUGAUCUGAAGGAGUUUAGGUGGUUCUUAAAGAAUCAUAAGCAUAUUUCAAAACGUGAAAUGGAGAAUGCAGAUGUUUUUGACACAGUGGACAAGAUGGUAGAGCGUUUUGGACCAGAAGAAGCUGUGAGGAUCACGGUGGACAUGCUGAGGAAGAUGAACAAGAACCUUCUGGCUGAAGAGUUAGAGAACGAACGCAAGGAAGGUUCAAUCAUGAGGAACAGUAAAACUGUUCUUCUUGAUUACGGAGAGAUCAGCUUCAAACUGAAAAACGAAUUACAACAGGAGUACAACCGGAUAUUGGUUGGUAAUUCACAGACGGGUCAUCGUCAGUACUUGAAUGAUAUUUACAGUGAUCUAUAUGUGGUGGAGAAUGAGACUGGAGGAAUAGUGAAUGAACACGAGGUGAGAAAGAUUGAAUUAAUUCACAGCAGAUCUACCACCAAGGACAUAGCGACCCAGUGUAAUGACCUGUUCAAAGUCAAGAGUGAUACGGGUCAACAAAACAGAAAAGUGCUGAUGAUGGGGAUCGCAGGGGUGGGAAAGACGCUCUCUGUUAAUAAGUUCAUUCUUGACUGGGCCAAAGGAAAUGACAAUCAGGACAUACUCUUCAUAUUUCCACUCCCAUUCCGUAGACUGAAUUUGAUUAAAAAAAAGUACAGUCUCAUGGGACUGCUUCACGAAUGCUUCUUUAGUGGUCCUGAAGAACUGCCCUGUCUUCCUGAAGAUGACGGUAAGGUCAUGUUCAUCUUUGAUGGGCUGGAUGAAUGUCGCUUCCCUUUGAACUUUCAACAGGGUGACAGAUUUACAGAUGUGCAUAAAAAAACAACAGUGAGUAAGUUAGUUACAAACCUGAUCAAGAGACAUCUGGUUUCCUCUGCUCUCAUCUGGAUCACGUCUAGACCAGCAGCAGCCGGUCUGAUACCCCGAGAACACGUUGAUCAGGUGACAGAAGUGCGAGGAUUCAAUGAUGAGCAAAAGGAGCAAUACUUCAUCAAAAACAGUAGUCCUGAGGUUGCUGGAAACAUCAUCCGUCACAUCAGGAAAUCCAGGAGUCUGUACAUCAUGUGCUACAUCCCCCUCUUCUGCUGGAUCUCUCUCACUGUUCUUCAGCCUCUGCUGACUCGAGAGAGUGACGAUAUGGCCACAACUCUCACAGAGAUGUACACAAAGUUCUUGCUUUGCCAGAAUCAACAGAUGAAAAAGAAAUCCCUUGAACUUAAACCCAAAGCCAAGUCUUAUGAUCAGAUCAUUCUGAAGCUUGGGAAACUGGCCUUUCAAGAGCUACAGAAAGGUAAUCUGAUUUUCUACAAAGAAGAUCUUAAGGAGUGUGGACUAGAUGUCAGUGAAGGGUCAGUGUUAUCUGGGUUAUGCACUCAGAUCUUUCAGACAGAAAAGGCUGUUUCAGACAGAAACAUUUACAGCUUUGUACAUCUCAGUGUCCAGGAGUUCCUUGCUGCUCUCUAUGUGUUUUUCAAAUACAAAUGCUACGGAAGAAAUGCCUUUCUUCGAUCUGAGAGAAGAAAACCAUCAUUGAAACUCUCCAAAACGUCAUUAUUUCAGCUUCAUAAGUUUGCAAUCAACAAGGCUUUAGAGAGCAAGAAUGGACACCUGGACCUUUUCCUCCGGUUUCUGCUGGGUCUAUCAGUGGAGUCUAAUCAGAGUGAACUGAAGGAACUGCUGCCAAGACUGGAAAUGAAACCUGAGAAUGUCAAAGACACUGCUGACUAUAUCAAACAGACAAUAGAGACAGAGAAAUCAGUGGAGAGGAUCAUUAAUCUAUUCCACUGUCUAGUUGAACUGAAAGAUGGCUUUAUGGAGGACAUCCAGCGGUAUCUGAGUGCAGGAAAUCUUUCAGCACAGCAUCUCUCCUCUGCUCAAUGGUCGGCUCUGAUGUUUGUGCGCCUGAUGUCAGACGAGAAGUUUGAACUGCAGGAAUACAGCAGAUCUGAACAAGCGCAGGGGUUGCCAGUGACUCACAACACCAGAAGAGCACUUGUGGAUCACGGAGUAGAGAUCAGAAUAACAGCAGGACUACAAAAGUAUGCCUGUGAUCUCACACUGGAUCCAAACACAGCAAACAAUCGUCUCAUUCUGUCUGAUGAGAACAGGAAAGUGAGACAUGUGAAAGAUCAUCAGCCGUAUCCUGAUCAUCCAGAGAGAUUUGUUCCCCAUGAGCAGGUUCUGUGUGUUGAGAAUCUGACUGGACGCUGUUACUGGGAGGUUGAGCGGAGUGGUUGGACUCAUAUAGCAGUGACAUAUAAAGGAAUCAGCAGGAAAGAAGGGAAUGACUGUCAGUUUGGAUACAAUGACAAAUCCUGGAGUCUGUUCUGCACUGAUAAUGCAUUCGCUGUCUGGCACAAUAAUGUCAGCACUGACUUACCAGCUCCUUCACCCCGGUCUGAUAGAGUAGGAGUGUAUGCGGACGUGUCGGCCGGCACUCUGUCCUUCUACAGCGUCUCUGACUCGCACACACUCACACACUUACACACAUUCAACACCACAUUCACUGAACCCCUCUACACUGGAUUUAGAGUUUGUUAUGCUUCUUCAGUGUCUCUGUGUAAGACGGACACACGCAACUAAAACAGAGAGAUAAACUAUAUAUAUAUAUAUAUAUAUAUAUAUAUAUAUUUAUUUAAAAUAUACAGUAGUUAGUCACCUAAAAUGCCUCUUAUCGCUCAUUAAAUACAACAUGUACACUCAUUCGUGAAAUCACCACCAGGUGCCGCAAAGGGACAUAAUCCAACAUUGCUCAGUAAAGCUGGAAUUGUGACAUUUGGUCCUUCUUUAUAUUAGGUGGCCUUAACUACUAUGUACUUACAUCAAAAAAAUAAGUACAAUGUAUUUAUUGUGGUCAUAUUGUAUUGCAAAACACUUUUGCUGCUAUAGAGGUGGGAUACGGGUGAAGUUAGGGACAGGUUUGGUGGUAUGGUGGUAAGUUUAAGGGUGGGUUAAGGUGUAAGGGAUGGGUCAACAGUGUAAUUAUAAAUUUAAUUACAGAAAUUAAUUACAGAUGUAAUUACAUAUAGGUAUUUUUUAAAAUAUAAGUACAAUGUAAAAACAUGUAUGUACACAAUAAUUGCAUUCUACCAAAUUAUUAAUGUAAAUGUAAGUACAUAGUAGUUAAGGCCACCUAAUAUAAAGUGGGACCUGACAUUUUAACUUGUAAAUGAAGAUAAAAUAAUGAAAUACAUUUAUAGGACAGACAUGAACAGGAACACAGGACGGGGACCUCCAGAGUGUAACAGACAGACGGAGGCCAUGGCAGGGCUGGGAGUUCAGGAGGCCAUGGCAGAUGGUCUUUGUGGCCACGGCCACAUUCUUCGGCCUAGUCAGAGCUCUACCCAGAGCUCUACU
This is a messenger RNA of Onychostoma macrolepis, 5264 nucleotides long. Its product is annotated as protein NLRC3-like. The transcript has 9 exons. Lineage: Eukaryota; Metazoa; Chordata; Actinopteri; Cypriniformes; Cyprinidae. The record is from RefSeq and is a predicted model, not a curated record. Gene Ontology annotation, molecular function: protein binding. The coding region runs from base 1854 to 4490 and encodes 878 amino acids.